AAACAAUCAUUUCUUUUACGUUCUUCGAUCAACAGCAACAGGUUCUAAGUACGAAGAAACCUCUUCAGCAGCAGCCAUUGUAUCUUCAACGCGCGGGUCGCGAUCAGUUCAUAAAGUAUCUGAUAAACCAUCUUCUGUUCUGCAUAUUUUAAUAUUUUAAUAUUGACAUACUUGCGAUGAAAAUUUCGAUCGAAUUUACUUAAGAUACAAAAAUGCCUGCACCAGAACUUGCUGAUUGCCAUAGUCGCAAAGCCAACUUUAAAUUCAAUUAUAAACAUGAAGAAGCACGUAGAAGGAGAAGUGAAAUCUCUGUGGAGUUACGUAAAGCUAGGAAAGAUGAACAAUUACAAAAACGACGGAAUUUGAAUAUAGGCAAAGAAUCACGAAAUUCUGCAAGUGAAAAUAAUCAUUCGAUUCUUUCUACAUCUAUAGAUGAAAUUGUUAAUGGUAUGAAAUCUUCGGACGAAACAAUUCAACUUCAAGCGACGCAAGGUUGUAGAAAAAUGUUAAGCCGUGAAAAGAAUCCCCCUAUAGACAGUAUGAUUCAGUGUGGAAUUGUUCCGCUAUGUGUUGCAUUUUUGGAUUAUCAUCAUAACGCUGCAUUACAAUUUGAGGCAGCGUGGGCUCUAACAAAUGUAGCAUCUGGUACAUCAGAACAAACUCACGUUGUUGUUAAACAUGGCGCUAUACAAAAAUUGGUUGCAUUACUUAAAUCUGCAUCACCCAAUGUUGCUGAACAAGCUGUAUGGGCACUUGGAAACAUUGCUGGAGAUGGACCAGUAGCUCGGGAUCUUGUUCUCGCAUAUGAUGCUAUGCCACUUUUACUAGAAUUAAUUAAACCGGACACUGCUGUAACAUUUACACGUAACAUUGUUUGGACUCUGUCAAAUUUGUGUCGUAAUAAAAAUCCUCCACCCCCAUUCAACGUUGUAAGAACUGCUCUUCCAGUAUUAAAUCGUUUACUUAGUAAUAAUGAUAAAGAUAUACUUGCUGAUGCUUGCUGGGCCCUUUCAUAUCUUACUGAUGGUUCUAACGAUAAAAUACAAGCGGUCGUUGAAUGUGGAGUUAUUCCGAAACUCGUACAAUUACUAAAUUCAACUGAAGUGACAGUUUUAACACCAGCGCUUCGAGCUGUGGGAAAUAUAGUUACAGGAAAUGACACGCAAACUGAUGCAAUAAUAUCGGCAGGUGGUUUGCAAUAUUUGGGAUUAUUAUUACAACAUCAUCGUACUAAUAUUGUUAAAGAAGCAGCAUGGACUAUUAGUAAUAUCACUGCUGGAACCAUGGAACAAAUUCAACAUGUCAUAAGUGCUGGAUUAUUACCGCCUCUAAUACACGUUCUAGAGUGUGGAGAUUUUAAAUCUCAAAAAGAGGCAGCAUGGGCAGUAACAAAUUUAACUACAAGUGGAUCAGUACAACAAUUAUCCCACCUAGUAGAAUUGGGAGUGCUUGCACCAUUCUGCAAUCUUCUGGAAGCUAAAGAUUGGAAAACAAUAAUUGUUGUUCUUGACGGUUUAACUAAUAUUUGUAACGCAGCAGAUAGAAUGGGAGAGAUUGAACGAAUAGCUAUUAUGAUAGAAGAAAUUGGUGGUUUGGAUAAAUUGGAAAAUUUACAACAUCAUGAUGUGGAACAAGUCUAUCAAAAAGCUACCGCAAUGAUAGAUACUUUCUUCUCAGAACCGGAUGCACAGGAACCAAUAUUGACAACAUCUGUAGCUGAUACUCAGUUGGAGUUUAAAGCAAAUGAGACAGCACAAAAGGGUUUCAAUUUUUAAAAUUCCUUAAUCAGUUUUGUCAUUUAAUAUGUUAGAGUGUGUUUCAGUUCAUUUUGUAAAUAGGUUUACAUUUUUUCGUCGUUGCAAAUGAAUAUUAAAGACAAUUUUUGCCCCUUU
Frieseomelitta varia is the source of this 1892-nucleotide messenger RNA. RefSeq names its product importin subunit alpha (gene Pen). Gene Ontology annotation, cellular component: cytoplasm; nucleus. NCBI's taxonomy places the organism in Eukaryota, Metazoa, Arthropoda, Insecta, Hymenoptera, Apidae. The coding region runs from base 213 to 1775 and encodes 520 amino acids. Gene Ontology annotation, molecular function: nuclear import signal receptor activity; protein binding. The transcript has 8 exons. Gene Ontology annotation, biological process: NLS-bearing protein import into nucleus. The record is from RefSeq and is a predicted model, not a curated record.